This is a messenger RNA of Dicrocoelium dendriticum, 774 nucleotides long. The record is from the annotation of a GenBank genome assembly. NCBI's taxonomy places the organism in Eukaryota, Metazoa, Platyhelminthes, Trematoda, Plagiorchiida, Dicrocoeliidae.
AUGAAUAUCAACUCUUUCUUUCUGAAUGUUCAGCUCCUCUACUUUGUGACGUUUUCGACCACUCUGGUCUUCAAUGUCACCGUCGGUCUGGUGGUGGGGGCGAUUUGCUGUCUCCUGGCCCUGGCAGAGGGUCAAAGAACAUUCCGUGUAACACCGCUCCACAAUGUACCAGGUACCGAGUUGUUUCUGCCGGAUACACCUGGUGAGGUACCCAGUGCCAAAGCCACAUGGAAUGGAGCGUCUACCAAUCAUAUCCCAUAUGAAAUUAUCGCUUGUCAACUUGUGGGAUCACUGAACUUCGCAUCUGCAGAGCAGCUACGAGCCAGAAUGAAAAGUUUCUUGGAGAAGAACACCCAUCAUGCAAAUGAUAGCACUAGUUUGGAGAAUAAACCCCUAACUACAAGUCUUGAUGAAAAAGGGGAAGAUAACCCGUUAUCUAAGACGAAUAAUACUUCUAAUUCAAAAUCGGACAAAGCUUGUCAAAGUGCCCGAAAGCGAUAUAUUCUCCUUGAUGUUAAUGGACUGUCUGAUGUUGACCCCUUUGGAGCUCAGUAUCUCACCGAUUUGCACAGAGAACUCAGUGGCAGCGGCUUCGCAGUUGUCUAUGUCGGGGAAAUUCACCGCCACAAAUGCUUGGACACUUCAUCCUGGUUGCGCGUUCCUUUGAUCAGUCUGUCCUACCCAAGUCUGUACGAUGCCUACGUGGCUUGUCACAACCAUCUAAGGCUUGCAUCGACCUGGAUGAACUCAUCGGAGGACUUGUCGAAAUUGUGA